Syngnathus typhle (broad-nosed pipefish) is the source of this 1985-nucleotide messenger RNA. It is a transcript of the gene ttc29, whose product is annotated as tetratricopeptide repeat domain 29. Bases 494 to 1918 code for a protein of 474 amino acids. Gene Ontology annotation, molecular function: protein binding. The transcript is spliced from 11 exons. The record is from RefSeq and is a predicted model, not a curated record. Lineage: Eukaryota; Metazoa; Chordata; Actinopteri; Syngnathiformes; Syngnathidae.
UAACAACGGGAGACGAGAAUCAUGGCGGCUGCGGCAGUGACCGGUUGUGCCGCUCAGGGCGUGAAGAUGGGGCGACAGUGAGCCUCCGGCUAAUAGUUCACGACACGAGUAAAUGCGAGAGUAAAUUAAGAAGAAGAAAAAGAAAAAUAACCAACAACAUUCGGUGCUAACGCGUUGCUAUUUGGCUUUGUUUUCCCUGACAAUGGAGGAUAUCAUCUCGAAAAUAAGAAAAAUUUCAAAACUUGACUUUCAGUCAAAGCAAGAAACCAUAAGUAAGGGAACGCCAGAUUUGCGAGGAUUGAUUCAAACUACGGGCCUCCCGGGACGGACUACAACACGUUCGUUUCAAAAGGAUUGGUACUCUAAAAAAGACUGGCUUUGUGGUUGUGCUGCCAAAAAUCGACUUUACUGCUUUCCCUGUCAUCGAGAUCUUCGUCCAGAAGGACAGGUGAAUGGACUUCAUUUACAAGUAAAGGUUGAGUGACAGCCGAGAAUGGAAGCGCAAGGCAGGUCUCUACCAGGAGUGUCCUCGAGGGUCAGGAGGCAGAGAAGCAAAAAGUCUGUCCAACGCACUGAUAAAUCAGCACACUGUCUCUCCAAAGAAGAUAUCGCAAAGUUCAUCAAUAGCCGGAAGCAGAACAUCUGCGUGGGCCUGCUACAACGUGGCUUCCACAGGUCCUUCUCUGAGCUCUUCCUUUUGCUGCGGUUGGAUCGGGAGCGCCGGGAGGGGGCGGAGAUCAACUCGGCUCUCAGUCUUCAAACGCCGCUAGAGGAGCAGCACGCCAAAAUGGAGAGCAUCGGUCUUUACCUGAGCCGUGCCGAGCAGGCGCAACGGGACGGUCGCUGGCCGGCGGCGUACGAGCAACGUCUGCAUUUGGGCGCCUAUUUCACGGCCGAGUUGGAGGACCUGUGGCUCAGCUUGCACUUCUACCACACGUGCACCGACGCGCAGGAGGAAGGAUGCAAGCGGCACGCCACCGAGGGGCGGGCCUGCUUGGCCGAGCUCUACCUGCAGCAAGGUCAGCUGGACAAGGCAAGGCACCAGGCUGAACUUUCCGUGCAAAUGGCCGACGAAGGCGGUUGGGUGGACUCGUCCGGUCGCUACUUGCCGCGUCGAGCCCGCGAGAGCCUGUGGUCCAUCUACAGUCGCCAGGCGGACGCUCGCAUCAAAGUGGGCAAACCCGACAAGGCUCUGGAGCUCCUCCACAAAGGAUACACCACCGCCACCGAGUCUGCAAACAAAAACAUCGAAGGGGAAGCCGCCUAUCAGCUCGGACUCGCCUACUACAGAGUCGGAGACUACGACACCUCCAAACGGUACCUCAACACCUCCAUGACCAUCUGCAGCAGCACGGAGAAUUUCGAUGGCCUGGGAAAAGCUUACAAGGCCAUGGCCAAGUUAUAUGAAAGUAAGGGAAACGUCAAGAACACCAUCAAGCUUUUGGAGACAUUGGUUGACAUCUCCCGGAGCAAGAGCUUACAUCACCACCUCGUGGACGCAUGCCUAUGUCUGGGCCAUGUCUACACUAACAUGGUAACGCACACACUCACACAUAUACACACAUAUACACAAAAUCAUGGUCCUCCCUGUAGAAACAGUAUGACCAAGCUCGCGAGAGCUUACUCCAAGGUUACAACGUGGCCUGUGACAUCGGAGACGUGGCUUUGGUGCAGAAAGCUCAGGUGUCACUGGCCAGUGCUCACACUCGUUGCAUCGUGGGGAAGUACAGCUCGGACGUGGAGUCGGCCACGUCGCCCGCUCUGUCGCGGCUGCUGGCUUGGAAAGUGUCAAGAGGACUUCACGAGACCAGCGGCAAUGCUGACAUCUGCGACUAUUAGACAUAGACUGAGUUACCUUGACGUUUCCCCGAGCCAAGGAUUGCAGGAUUGCCAAGGAUGCCAGCAAAUGUGUCGCUAGCACUACUUUCCUUUUAAGCAUUUUAAUAAAUAUUUGACUUUGCUAACAUAAAGCCAUAUAAAUCAAA